AGCAGCAGCGGUAACCCUGACACUACUACCCUUGCUGCUACCGUCUCGCUUGCUCCUCUCAGUGUUUUGUGGAGAAGCACUUGGCUCAAACGCAUGUUGUUGUUGUGGCGAGAGUGUAGCGAGAGAGGUGAGUGGUCAAACCUAUUAUUACUACCACCACCACCACCACCACCAUCACCAUCACCAUCAACAGCAGGCCUUGCACCACUGGAACUACUACAACCAGUACUACAGCAGCGGCGGCGGUUUGCUCCUGUGCUUCAGUUAGGAUCGGGACUUUUCGCAGAAGCAUGGGCGAAGACGUAACGUUGGCGGUCGGUUUGAGUAAACCAGGCGACGAUGGGGACAGUAGCCACCACAACCACCACCAACAGCAACAACACUGUAAUAAUAAUAAUGAGCAGCAGCAACCACAACAACAACCACAACAGCAGCAGAAAGCACAACAACAGCAGCACAACCACUACCACCAGCCUGUACAACACCGAAAACGAAUCACGGAGCGCAACCCACGGAUUCCCUUUAUGCGAAGGAUGUUCAAACCCUCUUCUACUCCCACAACAACAACAACAGCAGCAGCAGCAGCAGCAGAAACAACAACAACAGCAAUAACAUUAUUAUCCUUAUCAACAUCAUCCGCAUCAUCAUCAUCAGCAUCAUCAAAAUCAUCAUUCACAACAAAAACAACUGCUACAACUACUACAACAACUACUGCUGCUGCUGCUGCUGCUGCUAUUAACACUACUACUACAACCAACACUACUACAACAACAACAAACAAGGCAGCAGAUUUUAAUGAAGUUAAAAAAACCAUCAGCAACGUGUUUACAAAGUCGACGUUGGGCACGGGGGAUUCGAUCGCGAAUCUGAAACUCACCCCAAUAGCAACAUGUCGAUCGGUCAGUCUGCCGGACAUUAUAGACAGUGCGACCAUUAAGACAUCACCGGUGCUCCGGUUCCAGCCGGGAAAUAAGGAGGGCGAGAAAUGGCAACAGCGGAAGGAAAGGAUAGAAUCGGCUCUUGCCUGGGUCCGAUCCGAACUGAACUUUAUUCGUGCUCAAGACAAGGCGCUGCUCUCCCAACUCCAGCAAUGCCAAGAGAACAUAGAAUGGCUGAAAAGUCAAAGGCAGCAGGCUGCCGAACAACACGAGCUUCAAAGUCUUACAGAUGACGAUUCGUACUGGGAAGAUUGGGAGAUUUCUGAAUUUGAACGGGAGGAGAAGCUGGGUUUGCAGUCAUUUAAUUCGAAACGGUUUGCAUACAGUAACCCUGAACUGAACCAGUCCUUGCUGGCCACCUACACAGCUAAAAACACCACUCUCAAGAAUGACAUUGAAAUCCAGCUACAACAACCACAGUAGCAGCAACAAGAACAAUACCACCACCAACAACAACAACAACAGCAACAACAACAACAGCAACAACAACAACAACAACAACAACAACAAUUAUAAGAUCAACCAAAAGGCUUCUCUGAAAAUACCACUUCGAGAUUUGCCAGUGAGUUCCUUGUGUUUAGGUUGUGAAGUUGGUUAAACGUCUGAUAUAUCUGGCGUUGAAAAUUGCUCCGACUAGUGUUUAGGUUCCCGAGACACUGGAGAAAAAUCUUGUAUAUCUGGUGUUUAAGUUGCUGUCACGUUGGAUAAAUAUAUCCAGUGUUUAGUUAACUGUAGCAAUGGUUAAACAUCUCAUAUACUUGGUGUUUAGACUGCUGUGACAAUUGGUCAUACAUCUGUCAUAUUUGGUGUUUAAAUUGCUGUAACGUUAGUUAAACAUAUGAGAUACUUGGUUUUUAGGUUGUUGUAACAUUCGCUAAACACCUGUGUACUGUGACAUUAAACACCAAAUACGUUUGGUGUUUAGGUUGUGAUACUGUUUAAGAAUUCGUUGAGGCUGGUGAAGCAUCUGACAUUUUGAUGUUAGAUAUAUGAGAUCUCAAUUAAACGUGUGCCUUAUUUGGUGUUUAGGCUGUAUCAUUAUUUAAGCAUAUUUUGAAGUGUGGUGUGAAUAUUGUGAUAUUGAUAUAACACCUGAUAUAUCUGGUAUUUAACUAAGUAUUAUAAUGUUUAAUAUGAAUUAGACACCUGUCAAGCUUGGGUUAUUUAAUGUAAAAUUCACUGAACACAUGCUUUAUCAGGUGUUUAAGUUGUGACAGUAUGGAAGCAUCUAACGUUUAGUAGUUAGAUGUUUAUGAGAUUGGAAAACGUGACUGGUUUGGUGUUUAGGCUCACAUUAACAUUGCUUAAACAUUAACAUAAUUCGGACAAGUUUGCUGGUGAAGUAACUGGUAUUGGUCAAACUUAUUCUAGAUUCUGGCUUCGGUCACUGUGACACUCAUUAAACAUAUUCCAAGCCUUAUGUUUACGUUGCUGGGAAUUCGGCUAAACACAUUCCUGGCUUGGUGUUUAGGCUGCUGUGAUUUUUCAGAUAUACUAAGAGUAGUGUUUAGCAUGAUGUGACCCUAGCUAAAACACAGUCUAGGCCGUGUUUUUAGGUUGUUGUGAACUUGGCUAAACACAUUCCCAGGUUUGGUGUUUACGUUGUUGUGACUUUGGGUAAACACUCACAAAACCUAGUGUUUAGUUUGCUGUGGCAUGAGCUAAACAUGUUUCAGGUCUGGCGUUUAGGUUGCUGUGAACUUGGCGAAACAUAUUUCAGGCUUGAUGUUCUUGUUGGCAUGACAUUGCGUAGAUAUAUUGCAAGCCUAGUGUUUAGGUUAAUGUGUCACUAGCUAAACGUAUUCCAGGCCUAGCGUUUAGAUUGCUGUGACACUGAAUAAACUGUGCCAAAUCUGAUGUUUAGAUUGCUGUGAAUUUAGCUAAACCUUACUCAGGCCUGUAGUUUCGGUCACUGUGACAUUCGCUAAACGUGUUCCCAGGCCAAAUCCAUGUUUAGGUCACUUUGACAUUCGUUAAACACCUGGGAUGUUUGGUGUUUAGGUUGCUGUGAAUUGCCCCACCAAAAUCUAUCUCUGUUCAUUUCUCCUUGUUAUUGGUUAUCCCACCACCCUCUCUCCCUCUUUCUUCUUUUGUUUCUUUGUUCCUUCCCGUCUUCCGUCUUCUGAUAUACUAAAUCAAUAAAUAAAUCGAUUAAUCGAUCAGUCAGCUAGCCGAAUAUAGAGAAUGAUGUGCUGCUGAGUAAAAAUAAUUUUUUUUAAAAAUGAAAGGAAAUAAAAAAAAAAUAGUUCCCGAGCAGAGAUUUGAACCCUGGCUCUUCCUCCCCACCUAAGACAUAAUCUCCAUCUACUGUUUUGUUGGAUGAUUUAUGUUUGUUAUAUUGUUUCUUUGUAGUUUCAGUUUCCUUGACAACGUGAUCAGGUGCUGAAAUACACCAAGAAAGAAAUAAAAAAAAAA
Octopus bimaculoides (California two-spot octopus) is the source of this 3353-nucleotide messenger RNA. RefSeq lists its product as uncharacterized. NCBI's taxonomy places the organism in Eukaryota, Metazoa, Mollusca, Cephalopoda, Octopoda, Octopodidae. The record is from RefSeq and is a predicted model, not a curated record.